AUGGUCGACGUCCGGUCCAAGCCCCCCGCUCGGGCUGUCGACCGUCCUAUUGCCCGCCAUGGCAAGCGUGAUGCUCCCGCCGAGCCCACCAACCAGCCCCGCCUGACGGAAUCCAACGCUCGCCGUGGUGCCCGUACGACUGGCAACGAGGCCGCUUUCCGUGAUCGCAACGCCGGCCGGAACAACAACCGCGAGAAGCCGACUGACGAGGCUCAGCCCCCGCGCCGUGGUGAGCGCAGCGGCCGCGGUCGUGGCGACCGCCAGUCCCGCUCCGGACAGACUGACACCCACAAGAAGGUGGAGCAGGGCUGGGGCGCCGACAACGGCGAAAAGGCCUGGACUGACGAGCGGAUCGGCGAGAACAUCGCCAAGGAGGACGAGAAUGAGCCCCAGACCCCCGCCGACGAGGAGGCCAAGGAACUGGCCGACAAGUCCAUGUCGUACACCGACUACCUGGCCGAGCAGGCUCAGAAGGACUCUCUGGCCGCCAAACCCGUGCGUGCUGCCAACGAGGGCACCAAGACCGACUCCAAGUGGGCUGCCGCCAAGGAGCUGAAGCGCACCGAGGAGGAGGACGCCUACAUCCAGGGCAGCUCCGAGAAGGCCAAGCGCGAGAAGCAGCGCAAGGAGAAGAACUUCCUCGAUGUCGACAUGCGUUUCGUCGAGCAGCCGUCCAGUGGUCCCCGUGGUGGUGGCCGUGGCGGUGCCCGUGGUGGUGACCGUGGUGACCGUGCUCCCCGUGGUGACCGCGGUGACCGUGCGCCCCGUGGUGACCGCGGUGGCCGUGGCGGUGCCCCUCGCGGCGAUCGUGGUGCCCCCCGCGGCGGUGCUGCUCCUCGUGGAGGUGAUCGUGGCCGUGGCGGACCCCGCGGCGGCGCUGCUCCUCGCGGUGGCGCUCGCGGCCCUGCCGGCCCUACCGUCGACGAGAAGAACUUCCCCAGCCUCGGCGGCAAAUAG
This is a messenger RNA of Penicillium lagena, 957 nucleotides long. RefSeq lists its product as uncharacterized. The transcript has 4 exons. Lineage: Eukaryota; Fungi; Ascomycota; Eurotiomycetes; Eurotiales; Aspergillaceae. The record is from RefSeq and is a predicted model, not a curated record. The coding region runs from base 1 to 957 and encodes 318 amino acids.